Molecule: messenger RNA, 1213 nt
Organism: Desarmillaria tabescens
Lineage: Eukaryota; Fungi; Basidiomycota; Agaricomycetes; Agaricales; Physalacriaceae
Product: heterotrimeric G protein alpha subunit 4
Exons: 11
Coding region: 97-1152 (351 amino acids)
Biological process (GO): G protein-coupled receptor signaling pathway
Cellular component (GO): heterotrimeric G-protein complex
Molecular function (GO): GTPase activity; guanyl nucleotide binding; G protein-coupled receptor binding
Source: RefSeq, a predicted model, not a curated record
CACCACAGCCAUGUACCUAUUCUAUUAUCGCUGGAGCUCGGCGCUUAGUCGUGUUUGUGCUCUUUCACCAGCGGUUACCCGCCCCAUAUCAACGCAAUGGGCAUAUGCUCGUCCUCUCGACGCGAGGUCACGGAUGCAGACAAGGACUUGCAUAGGAAAGCCGAGGGGGAACUCGAGAAGGCCAAUGAAAAGCAAGUCAAGGUUCUGCUAUUGGGAACUGGGGAUUCCGGAAAGACAACUCUGCUAAAGCAAAUGUGUCUCAUGUGCAACAUGCCAUUCUCACAGGAAGAAAUCGAAUACUAUCGGCAGAGUACGCUUGACAAUCUUGUCAAUGGAGAGAGUUGUAUCCUCGACUCGAUGAUAUACAUGGGAAACAUGCAUUGGCCUCGUUUAAGGGACGGUGAGCCAUUCCCGAGAUGGUACUAUGAGCGACUCAAGGCGCUAUGGGGUGAUCCUGAUGUUCAGAAAGCCUGGCAGAGAGGAAAUGAAGCAGCCUUGCCUGAAAAUUUGGGGUAUUUUUUUUGGGAUCUCGAUCGGUUAUUCGACCCCCGGUAUCAGCCAACUGAACAAGAUAUCAUGCAGUGCUGUGUUCGGACGAUUGGGAUCACGGAAACAGUCUUUCAUCUCUGGGAACGCGAGGUCACGAUUAUUGAUGUCGGUGGCCAAAGGUCUGAGCGUAGAAAGUGGAUACACUGUUUCCCGGACGUGACGAGUAUCCUGUUCCUCGUCAGCCUGAACUGCUAUGACCAGGGCCUGGAGGAAGAUGACAGUGUAAAUCGAAUGCAAGAAACGAUGACCGUAUGGGAUACUAUAUGCCAUUCGCGUUGGUUCAAGCACACUUCGAUUAUCUUAUGUUUGAACAAGAACGACCUCUUCGAAAAGAAAAUACCUUACUCUGAUAUCCAAAACUUCUUUCCGGACUUUGAUGGUGAACCAGGUGAUGCCCGGGCAGGUCGUGAUUACUUCAAGCUUCGCUUUUCGGAACUGGCGGAGAGGGAGAUCUAUAUUCAUGUAAUUACAGCGACUGAUAUUGCUACGCUUCCGUCCGUAAUGACCACCGUGGAAGGCGCAUACCCUCAUGACUGUAUACUUAUUAUUACCUCGGGAUAUCCAGUCCCUUUGCAUGAAUUCUUCAAGAUCAGACACCCAUGAGACCUUCCACCUGUACGAUAUCAGGUUCUUCCGCAAAGCAUUAUUUUUUACAGGAGUCGUG